This is a messenger RNA of Spea bombifrons (plains spadefoot toad), 2616 nucleotides long. RefSeq names its product transient receptor potential cation channel subfamily V member 5-like. Bases 1 to 2553 code for a protein of 850 amino acids. Gene Ontology annotation, biological process: calcium ion import across plasma membrane. Gene Ontology annotation, molecular function: calcium channel activity; protein binding. NCBI's taxonomy places the organism in Eukaryota, Metazoa, Chordata, Amphibia, Anura, Pelobatidae. The record is from RefSeq and is a predicted model, not a curated record. Gene Ontology annotation, cellular component: membrane. The transcript has 17 exons.
AUGUACAUCGGCUUGCUGUUUAAAGACAUUCUGCGGGCCGGAAAGCGAGCGAAAAGACAGGAGUUCAGACUUUUGGAAGAAGCCGAUAGCGAAAAAAAGGAGUCAAGGACUCAAGACAAGGAGACGCGGGGCAAGGAGGGCUUCGAGGGGCACGUGAAGACCACCUUGCGUUGGCUCAAUGCCAGCGUGGACCAGAGGCUGAGCGGAGGAUUCUGGGAAUGCGGGAGAAACGCGAGGGCGAAGCCAGCGGAGGUCAAUAUGGUCCUCGGGUUUGGGAGAAAGCAAGAGGACGAUAUCUGCGAAAUCAAUUUGUUGCAACAGAAACGAAUCCAGGAGCUCCCGCUGCUUUGUUCCGCACAGAAGAACCGCGUGAGGACGCUUAAAAAGUUAUUGGCGUGUAAAUCCACCGACCGCUUCCAGAGAGGAGCCGUCGGGGAGACCGCGUUACACCUGGCCGUCCUGUAUGACAACGUCGAAGCGGUGAAGGUCCUCUUAGAAGAAGCCCCUGAUCUGGUUAACCAACCCAUGGCUUCCGAGUUAUAUGAAGGCCAGACUGCUUUGCACAUCGCCGUGAUGCGUCAGAACGUAGCGAUCGCCCAGGAGCUGAUCGACAAAGGAGCGGACGUGUCUACUGCACGGGCCGUGGGGACUUUCUUCAAACUGAAGCCCACCAACUCUUUCUAUUACGGAGAACACGUUCUGUCGUUCGCUGCCUGCGUGGGGAAUGCUGAGCUUGUUCGGUUAUUACUUCGGCACGGAGCAGAUCCAGAGGCCAAAGACUCGCUGGGUAACACCGUCCUUCACAUUCUGGCGUUUCAGCCGCACAAGAUGGCCGCCUGUCAAAUGUAUGACCUCAUCCUGGCCUAUCACAAAGAGAAAGUAGGACCAGGAUUAGAGGACAUCUGCAACAAUGACGGUCUCACGCCUCUAAAGAUGGCUGCCGGAGAGGGUAACACCGUGAUGUUUCAGCAUCUGGUUCAGAAGAGAAGACAGAUCCAAUGGACCUUUGGCCCUAUUAGCUGUUACCUUUAUGACCUGACUGAGAUUGACACGUGGGGGGACCCCAAGUCUGUCCUCAAUCUUGUGGUUUCUGGAGAAAAGAAAGAGGCGCGUCGGAUUCUGGACCUCUCCCCGGUGAAGGAGCUGGUUAAUAGGAAGUGGCAGAGGUUUGGCCGGCCCUAUUUCUGGUCGUUGGCGGUCCUCUACAUCCUAUACAUGGCCUGCGUCUCUUUCUGUUGUGUCAACCGGCCUCUAAAAUCCAAAACCGAAAAUUCCACGAACCCCAGGGACAUCACGAUAUUUGUGCAAAAACCCCUAAAGGAAGCCUAUUCCACACCUGAAGACCUCGCCCGUCUCGGUGGGGAAAUGAUCAGUGUUAUCGGGGCAAUAAUAAUUCUGCUGCUGAAGAUCCCUGACUUGCUGCAGAUAAAAAAUGCUAGGUACCUUACGCAAGCUGUCCAGGGUGGGCCGUUCACCAUUAUUAUCAUCUCCUUUCCUUGCCUGAUCCUGGUGACCCUUAUCUUGAGACUCACUAACACAGACGGAGAGGUGGUCCCCAUGUCCAUGGUGUUGGUUCUCGGAUGGUGCUACGUCAUGUACUUUGCCCGAGGUUUCCAGAUGCUCGGACCUUUCACCAUCAUGAUUCACAAAAUGAUUUUCGGGGACCUGUUGCGGUUCUGCUGGUUAAUGGCUGUUGUCAUAUUUGGCUUUGCUACCGCUUUUUAUAUCAUAUUCCAGACGGAGGAUGCGUCCAAGCUGGGGCAUUUCUACAGCUACCCCAUGUCUCUCUUCAGCACCUUUGAGCUUUUCUUGAAUGUCAUCAACUCCCCGACAAAUUAUGAUGUGGACCUCCCUUACAUUUUCAGUAUUAUCUACUUCACCUUUACGGUCAUCGCAAACCUGUUGAUGCUGAACCUCCUGAUUGCUAUGAUGGGGGACACGCACUGGCGGGUGGCGCAAGAGCGGGAUGAGCUGUGGAGAGCACAGGUCGCAGCCACCACCGUGAUGCUGGAGAGAAAACUUCCACAUUGCCUAUGGCGACGAUCGGGUGUCUGUGGCAGAGAAUAUGGACUGGGGGAUCGCUGGUACCUCCGAGUGGUGGCCAGGAGGGACCUCAGCCAGCAGAAGAUUCGCCGUUACGUCGAGGCGUUCCAAGGUCCGGAAAACGAACACCAGAAACAUAAACCUGAGAAGCCUCAUGCCAGGAAUAUCCAUUUGACCAAGGGGAUAAUCUGCAGCGUCCCAGGGAAUCUCCCAACCUUUGAGUUCACCGAGGACAACGAACCUUCGAAAAGCACGCAAAUGCUGGGUAACCUACGGGACCAAGGCCCCUUUUCUGGCCAAGAUAACCCAUGUGCAACCAGACUUGAGUUGCCUCAAAUAUGUGUAGAAGACACAAGGACAGACCCCACGGCUUCAGGAAACAGGACGGUACCAGUGAGAAAGGCCAGUGGCCGUGGCUGGCAGAUCGUGAGGUCAAUCACCAUUGAGCAGCUACGUGGACAUAUACCACAAAGUAGCACGGAGGAGUUGGAGGAGAUACACCACGUGUGACAAAUGCAUGACCUAAGGUGUAAUCACGGCUAGAUGAUGUGGGUCUUUCGGAAUGCCAGAGCU